Messenger RNA from Symbiodinium natans, 984 nucleotides. NCBI's taxonomy places the organism in Eukaryota, Dinophyceae, Suessiales, Symbiodiniaceae. The record is from the annotation of a GenBank genome assembly.
AUGCACUGCAUGUACAUCAUGGGCAAGACCGGCGACAAGGAGCUCGCCAUCUUGCUCAUGGCCUUGCAGCUGGCCUGCAAAGCCACCUCGCGAGCCUGCAAUAAGGCAGGCAUCGCCAUGCUUUUCGGCCUUGCGGGCGAAGUGAACUCAACAGGCGAUGAUCAGAAGAAGUUGGAUGUGCUGUCCAACGAGAUUUUCAUUGACGCGCUGACGAACUGCGGCGCCUGCUCUAUCCUCGUCUCCGAAGAGAACGAGGAGCCGAUCUUUGUCCCGCAGGAAAAGGCAGGCCGAUUCGUCGUUGCCUUCGACCCCCUGGACGGCAGCAGCAACAUCGACUGCAACGUCAGCACAGGGACCAUCUUCGCAGUCUACGAGAAAACCUCAGACAAGCCUGCUACAGUGGAUGACAUCCUUCGCACGGGCAACGAUAUCAUGGUCGCCGGCUACUGCAUGUACGGAGCUGCUACAGAGCUUGUGAUCACAUUCAAAGGGCAUGGAGUUCACCGCUUCACCCUGGACCCAUCCUUGGGCGAGUUUGUGCACAUUCAGGCUCACAUCGCGAUGCCUGAGGGCGGUGGCAAGAAGAUUUACAGCUGCAACGAGGGCAACAGCGCCAACUGGGAUGCUGCCAUCAAGUCCAUCAUCGCCAAGUGGAAGGACCCAGUGAAGCCCUAUGCGGCGCGCUACGUGGGUUCCAUGGUGUCCGAUGUGCACCGCACCAUCCUGUAUGGCGGAGUUUACCUCUAUCCUGCUGACGCCAAGUCGCCCAACGGCAAGUUGCGAGUCCUCUACGAGGGAUUCCCCAUGGCCUUCAUCAUGGAGCAAGCCGGGGGAGCUGCGUCUUGUGGCCUGUUCAAAGGCAAGCUUCAGAGACUCCUGGACAUUGUGCCGAAGACCAUCCAUGAGAAGUGCCCUGUGGUUAUCGGCUGCCAUCGAGAUGUCGAGGCCGUCCUCAAUGAGUACAAGCUCUUGGGGCUCGCGUAG